AUGAGAGCAGCUUCAGUUUUGCUGUUCUCGUGGCUCUGCCCGUUGGCCUCAUGGGCUGUUGGGGUGGAAAUAAUUGUUGGAAGGGACCAGACCGAGUCCGACAUCAGGACAGAGGUGAGGAGUCUCAGACAGAUGGUGGUGGAGCAGCAGGUGGAGCUGAGGAACAUGCAGGCCAGGCUGAAGCAGGCAGAGCUACAGGCAGGUGAGCAGGAGUUGGGCCUUCUCCAAACUAAAAACCGCUUGGAGAAGACUGGACUUCUAAUCAAAGACAAUGCAAAGGUGGCCUUUUAUGCUGCUUUGACGGACUCAGAAAUCGUGGGGCCUCACAGUUCUCCAACAGUUCUGAAGUUCAGCAAGGUCUUCACCAAUGUCGGCAAAGCCUACAGCGCGACCACUGGUCUCUUCACGGCACCGGUGAAAGGAGUGUACGUUUUUAGAUUCACCAUCUGUGGCUACAUGAAGGAGGGCGUCACAAUGGGAGUGCGACUAAUCCACAACGAGAAGUCCAUUGUGUAUAAUUUACAGACCUGGUCUCAUGAGCGUUAUGGUUUUGAACAUUUGCAGUACCUGUCCAAUGCCGUUAUCCUAGAGCUGAACGUCGGUGAUGAGAUACACUUAGUUCUGCCAGAAAACGAGACCGUCUAUGAUAAUUACAACAGUCACAGCACAUUCAGCGGCUUCUUGCUUUUCAGUAUGUGAUGUCAAUUCAAUACAUACAUACAUCCACACAUUUUUUUCCAGAAGAUAAGACACACACAUAAAAGAAUGAAAAAUAAAUCCAGAUCAAUGAACACAAUUUUAGGACACAUAAUGAAAAUCAAAUGAUGAUUUUAACAAGUGCUGAAAUUAUCUGGUAAGAGAAUGUAAAAUAUGAACAAUGAAUGUUUAUAAUCAU
Molecule: messenger RNA, 895 nt
Organism: Hippoglossus stenolepis (Pacific halibut)
Lineage: Eukaryota; Metazoa; Chordata; Actinopteri; Pleuronectiformes; Pleuronectidae
Product: complement C1q-like protein 4
Exons: 2
Coding region: 1-699 (232 amino acids)
Molecular function (GO): protein binding
Source: RefSeq, a predicted model, not a curated record